AUGAAUAGUCUUCGUCGUUCAUCGAUUUCAAGUCGUUCGCAGCCACUGACUCUUCUCGAUGAAAUCGAUCAAUGGGAACGUGGAACGUUACUGCUUGUUAGACAAACAGCUGAUCAAGCGCGACAACGUGUAAAUACGUUAACAAUGCAAAAUGACCUUGGUUCUGGAAAAGAUUCUAAUGAAUUUCGACGACGUAGUAGUACUGAUACUUCUAUUGAACAUUUAAAUUUAAGUCUUAGAAAUCUUCAAACAACAUUCAAUACUCAUUCACCUCGUAUUCGAUUGAAUAUAACACCUAUUGAUUGGUCAAGUAUACUUCGUGUUUAUUCGGAAACAUCAACAAUAUAUAACUAUAAUAUAUCAACUCCAAAACAAGCGUUUGUUGGUGGAACACUUUUAACUCAAGAAGACCAAUUUCAAUUAAAUAAAUUCUAUGGAAAUGAAAAUCAAAAGUGGCGCUUAACCUAUAAAGCUACAACAGAUGGUUUUACAAUUGAGGAUUUUCAUCGUUGUUGUGAUAGUCAAGGCCCAACAAUAGCUGUUAUUCAAUCUUUAGACAAUUAUCUAUUCGGUGGAUAUACAUCAGUGAAUUGGAAUUUUCAUCAAGGAGCGAAAUCUGGUUUUAUGGAUCGAACUGCAUUUCUAUUCACAUUAAGCAAUCCUCAUGGAUUACCACCUACUAAAUAUUCAAUUAAACCAGCAGGUGAAAAUGCGAUAGUACCCAAUGCAAUGGGACCUACAUUUGGUCAAUAUGAUAUUUGUGUUUAUCCGAAUAGUAAUUUAAAUUCUCAAAGUUUUAUUAAAUUUCCUUCACAUUAUUUGGAUUCAACUGGUAAAGGCUAUUUGACAUUUACUGGUUCAACUAAUUUUACAACAGCAGAUAUUGAAAUAUAUCGUUUGGCGAAUAUGUGGGAUUAG
This is a messenger RNA of Rotaria socialis, 918 nucleotides long. Lineage: Eukaryota; Metazoa; Rotifera; Eurotatoria; Philodinida; Philodinidae. The record is from the annotation of a GenBank genome assembly.